ACCAGUUCCAGUCAGUACAAGAGGAAGAUGACAUGGAGCUGGAGAAAGAAUUGCUAGAGCUGGAGUCCCUAGACAAAGAGGUCCUGCGCCUAGACCCAGAACUGGAGCCGGAACGGAAGCCCAAGCCUUUCCCGCAGCCAGAGAUGCGCCCGGUUGUCAUGCUCCAGCCCGAGGCCAAGCUGGACACAGAGCCCAAGAUGAAGGUGGUUAACUUGGAACCCUUCAGUGAAGACCCUGAGCCGCAGGGGUAUAAGACAGAGUCACUCCACCCCUACAUGGAGGGGCUAAUGCAGCAGGACAUCAGCCAAUGGAGUAUGAGGUCAAUCUCCAGCUACCCGAGUACCACAGAGGAGGACCCGCUAUCCACCGACCACCGCUCCAUCUGUGUGCAGACCUCCAAACACUUCUUCUGGGCAGACAAGUUCGUCCAGGCCUCAGAACACAGCCUGCAACAGGCGAUCAGCAUGCAGCCCAUCAAGGAGAGCACAAAAGAGACCGCCUGCCACCCAGACCAGCCGUCGGCCCCCAAGGACACUGUGUGCUCCGAGAAGCAGAGCCAGGCCCCCAGUGCCCAGCCAGCUCUUCCAGACGAAGUCUCCCAGCAGCCUCCAAGCCCCCAGCCGUCCGCCUCCACACAAACCAUCAGCCUGGCAGAGCUGAUCGACUUCGCAUCUUCCCUGGCCAUGGCCUCCUCCAGCAGGAUGGACUUGCCCAAUUUGGGGCAUGUGAUCAAAGCCCCACUCCAGAUGGACAUGACGCUUUCCACAGAGCCCACUGUGGAUCACACUGCCCAGCCCACUGUGGACGAGCCAGAGCAGGAAAACCUCCCUCAGGAUGCGCUGGAGAAGCCACCAGAGGAACCACUAGAAACCAGGGAGCCGCACGAUGCUUCGAAGCAGGAAAACCUCCCUCAGGAUGCGCUAGAGAAGCCAUCAGAGGAACCACAAGAAACCAGGGAGCCGCAAGAUGCUUCGAAGCAGGAAGACAAGCACUUCCCUCACCCUUACCUUGAUUUCAGCAAGCUAGGGUUCAAGAAGGCCACCAUUGAAGGGGAGGUGAAGUUUCUCCAGCCCCCAAACAUGUCCCCCCAGCCGCAAGGAGCCGGGAAAGAGUAAGUGAGG
Molecule: messenger RNA, 1121 nt
Organism: Lagenorhynchus albirostris (white-beaked dolphin)
Lineage: Eukaryota; Metazoa; Chordata; Mammalia; Artiodactyla; Delphinidae
Gene: SPATA32
Product: spermatogenesis associated 32
Exons: 2
Coding region: 33-1115 (360 amino acids)
Biological process (GO): spermatogenesis
Cellular component (GO): perinuclear region of cytoplasm
Molecular function (GO): actin binding
Source: RefSeq, a predicted model, not a curated record